UAGAAAGUGACAAGGGUUGUUUGAUUUUGGUACGGUAAGAAGGUUCUGCUUCGUACCCAGACGAGGGCUUCGAUCCCGUUCCGCACUACGUUUUAGGUACAAAGCAUCAACUUUUCGCAAGUUGGCUGACUUCACUACUGCCAUCCCUCCUGAGUUCGACUGAACGGCAUAUGAACAUGUUUUUUCCACAUCGUGCACCAUGGAGACGACGCCCAGGAUCCUCAACUCGAUAUCGGUCAUCAUUCGAGGCACUAAAUCAUACUCCCUCUUCAUUGAAUACACACUUUUACGGAUGCUCUUUGAUUGCCUACCUCUUCGUAUGUCGAAAAAUGAGCAAGGCCUCUAUCCUGAUAUGGUUGGACGGGCAACCAUGUGCCACCAUACUACUCUACAGUGACUUCAACAUGAUCCAGAGGAGAACGUACAAGGCACAAGAGUGCAGCAACAGACCGGCAAAGAGGAGUACGCUUUAGCUUUCUCGACGAGCGAGCUGGGCGCCUACCGUGCGUAAUGA
Molecule: messenger RNA, 514 nt
Organism: Tilletiaria anomala UBC 951
Lineage: Eukaryota; Fungi; Basidiomycota; Exobasidiomycetes; Georgefischeriales; Tilletiariaceae
Exons: 1
Coding region: 171-473 (100 amino acids)
Source: RefSeq, a predicted model, not a curated record